Molecule: messenger RNA, 1177 nt
Organism: Aspergillus ochraceoroseus IBT 24754
Lineage: Eukaryota; Fungi; Ascomycota; Eurotiomycetes; Eurotiales; Aspergillaceae
Exons: 1
Coding region: 378-956 (192 amino acids)
Source: RefSeq, a predicted model, not a curated record
UUUGGGUAAGCUUCAGCUAGCAUUGCAUGUCCCACUCGGAUGAGCUGUUGACUUGUUGCAGAGCAUACCGAGUACGGGUAACGCUGUAGGAAUGGAAGUCAAUGACCUAUCCACUGUUCAGUCAGAGGGUUAUGAUUUCGGUUUGGUGAAGCCAUACAUUUCUAGUUCAAGUUAUUCUCCCAAACGUUAUGUGCAGGAGUCUGUCUCCGGGACGCGAGAUUUGUUGAAUUGUUGAAAGCCGCCAUCUUCAGAGAGAAUAGAUGCGUUUCCUAAUUAGGCUUAGUCCCCCUUCCCACCGUCAACCGAAUUUGCUGCCGACAUUUCAGAGUCAAGAACUCGAACUUGCUCAAAAUAUCAUCAAUCCCUAGAAGAAUAACAUGGCUGAAAACCUCCCAUCCUCCUCCCGCGAUGCCGACUUCCGCCGCUUCAAAACCUACGCCGCCAUCACCUUCCUCGUCGCCGCCCCAGUCCUCAUCGCCCUCCCACCCCGAAAACUCGACCAUCUGACCGUCCUCCUCGGAACCGCGUUCUGCGUCUCCGCAAACCAUCUCACCCGGGAACGCACCGGCCGGAGCAUCCUCGACCGCAUUGAAUCCCGCGUUGCGGCCCAUUCCACGCACUCGCCCAUCCCCGGCUUCACCAUUGCCGAUCUGCCGAGUGAGCGGGCCCAGGAGAUCCAGGCGAAACUGCGCGCGACCCGCGAUGCCCAGAUCCGCGACGGGAGUGUGGUGGGCGAGGAGUGGGAGAGGCUGAAGGCGCGCCAGCUCCAGGACCAGGGCGUCGUGGAGCGAGUUUGGAUGGGUGGGGAGACGGCGGGAUGGAAGGAGAGGCGGCUACGAGAGGAACAAAGGGCCUUGGAUGAGGGGAAGGGGUAUGGCGAUUUGAUCAAGGAGCAUAUCUGGGAUGUCUGGACUUGGGGGGAGAGCAGGAAAGAGGGGGGGGGGGAAGAAGAAUGAAUGAUCUAUGGUUUAUCGAACCGAGGAGGACAAAAAAUGUAUGAUAUGCGUUGCAUUGGUUUGGCGUUGGUGGCUACUUUAAUGAUAUCCUGUACUCUACUCUGCGGAUACCCAUCUGCCUGUGGGAUCCUGCGAAUUUGCCGAUUUAUAAAAGGUUAUCAAUUUGGUAUGGAUUCUUCAAAUUAGCGAACAACUUAAUCUGCGGGACAGAUUACAUACAG